AUGACUUGGAUGGACUUUGUGGGAGAGUUCAGCACCAAGUAUUUUCCGCAGGAGGCACUUGAUCGUAUGGAGGUGCGGUUCUUGGGGUUAACUCAGGGUAACCGUACUGUGAGGGAGCUGGACGCUGAGUUCAGUCGGCUUGUGGGGUAUGCAGGUCGGGAUUUGGAGCCUGAGUCGGCUCAGGUGCGGAGGUUCUUGUUGGCUCUACGUGAUAAUUUGAGGACUCAUUGCAGAGUGAGGAGCUAUGCUACGAGAGCAGAGCUGGUGGAAACUGAAGCUGGGAUAGAGGAUCACUUGAGGUCACAGGUAGUGGUGGUCAGUCCUCCGGCGCAGCCAAAGCAGACUCAGUCUCAUUUUGUUCCUAGCAAGGACGGCAAGCCUGCACAGGGUCAGAAGGGGAAGUUUGAUACUAUGCAGAGAUCGGGGUCUAGUGGUGCAGGAUGCUUCAGGUGUGGGAGUUUGGAGCACAGGGUGGUGAGUUGUCCACAGAGGGGCAACCAGCCAGCACCGGAACGACUCGAGUGUGUUACCAUUGCAGAGAGGCGGGGCAUCUCAGAGCGUCAUGUUCUAAGCUACAUCUGA
Molecule: messenger RNA, 582 nt
Organism: Camelina sativa (false flax)
Lineage: Eukaryota; Viridiplantae; Streptophyta; Magnoliopsida; Brassicales; Brassicaceae
Source: RefSeq, a predicted model, not a curated record